This is a messenger RNA of Fragaria vesca subsp. vesca, 615 nucleotides long. RefSeq names its product polyadenylate-binding protein 1-like. NCBI's taxonomy places the organism in Eukaryota, Viridiplantae, Streptophyta, Magnoliopsida, Rosales, Rosaceae. Gene Ontology annotation, molecular function: poly(U) RNA binding; poly(A) binding; mRNA 3'-UTR binding. The transcript has 4 exons. The record is from RefSeq and is a predicted model, not a curated record. Gene Ontology annotation, cellular component: ribonucleoprotein complex; cytosol; nucleus. The coding region runs from base 1 to 615 and encodes 204 amino acids.
AUGAAGAAUAACUCUGAGCUGAAGGGAAGAGUGAUUAGGGUCAUGUGGUCUCAUCGUGAUCCUGAUGCUAGGAGAAGUGGAAUUGGGAAUGUGUUUGUCAAGAACUUGAGCGAUGGGAUUGAUAAUGUAGCGCUUCAAGAUAUGUUUAGAAAAUUCGGAAAUGUGUUGUCUUGCAAAGUCGCCAUGUUUGAGGAUGGGAAGAGUAAAGGCUACGGCUUUGUUCAGUUUGAGACUGAGGAGUCAGCUCUUGCUGCUACAGACAAGCUAAAUGGCUUUACAGUUGCAAACAAACAGUUCAUUUAUGGGGAUGUUCAGGUGUGUGACGAUGUUCAAGAAAAGCAUCGGGUCAUUGGGAGUGGAGCAAUGGAUGAAUACAAGAAUGAUAAUGACCUUUUAUGCGGGACUAGUGAGCUCUGUGUGAAAAACUGCAUUGCUUGCCGAGUGCAAAAUUUCCGUAAGUCCAUACCUAAAGGACUUGUCUUCUCUUGUGGAAUUCAGAAGCGUAAAACAGAACAUACGGGUCUUAAUGACAUCUCUAGCAGGAGCCAUGGGGUCUUCGCGAUUUAUCUUUCCACUUCUUGUCAGGAUGUUUACAGGGCUGUUGUUACUGGGUAG